Molecule: messenger RNA, 645 nt
Organism: Fusarium graminearum PH-1
Lineage: Eukaryota; Fungi; Ascomycota; Sordariomycetes; Hypocreales; Nectriaceae
Exons: 2
Coding region: 1-645 (214 amino acids)
Molecular function (GO): hydrolase activity, acting on carbon-nitrogen (but not peptide) bonds
Source: RefSeq, a predicted model, not a curated record
AUGAGUAACCAAAUACUUCUCCAGAAUGGCACUGUACUGCAGCAUGACGAAAAAGACAAUAUUCUUGUUCUUAGGAACACUGACGUCCUCGUCUCAGAUGGUCGCAUCGCUGAGAUCAGCCAGGAUAUCAACAAACCCGAACAUGCUUCUGUCAUCGACUGUAAAGGCAAGAUAAUCUCUCCAGGAUUAAGCAAUGCUCAUCAUCAUAUGUGGCAAAGUCAGCUCAAGGGACUUCUUGGGGAUUGUACUAUGUUGGACUAUAUGCUUGAAGCUAACCUCCAAAGCUUCAAUUUUACUUCAAAGGACAUAUUCUGGGGCCAGCUAGCCGGAUGCCUUGAAGCUCUCGAUUCUGGAACAACUUGUGUCGUCGACAACGCCCAUACGGCUUCUCAACCCGAACAUGACUCAGCAGCUCUGAGUGCUACUAUCGCAUCGGGUAUACGAUCUGUAUUCUGCUAUGGAGUUAUGCCACUCAUUGCAAAAGUGUGGACAGAGUCUUCCUUUGAACUUGACCGUUCUCCUCAACCUGAAUGGCUGCUGCCACAGAUCGAUACUCUUGCUGCAAGAGCACCAUUCGGAGACGACCAGCGUGUACAACUGGGUUUCUUCUUUGACUCUUACUUCCUACCAGGCAAUGUUAUAUGA